Messenger RNA from Sabethes cyaneus, 699 nucleotides. Its product is annotated as putative oligosaccharyltransferase complex subunit CG9662. The record is from RefSeq and is a predicted model, not a curated record. The transcript is spliced from 3 exons. Gene Ontology annotation, cellular component: oligosaccharyltransferase complex. The coding region runs from base 132 to 581 and encodes 149 amino acids. Lineage: Eukaryota; Metazoa; Arthropoda; Insecta; Diptera; Culicidae.
UCUUCUUUUGGUCAUUUUGUCAUCAAAAAAUUACUUUCGAAGUUCCUUCGCGUUGUUUGAUAGAGUUUAUUGCUGUGCACUACCGGUUUAUGUAUUCGUAUAGGAUUAUUCCUUUCUAGUCUACAAUUAAAAUGGAAUCAUUGUAUAGUGUCCCAUUUCUGCUGUUCGAGGUGCCGAAUCUGAAGCUAAAACGGCCUUCCUGGUUUCAGCAGCCUUCGGCAAUGACCGUCUUUUCGUUUGUCCUGUUGUCAUAUUUUCUUGUUACCGGAGGAAUAAUAUACGAUGUAAUAGUGGAGCCUCCUAGCGUCGGAUCCACCACCGACGAGCAUGGCCACUCCCGUCCGGUUGCCUUUAUGCCGUAUCGAGUCAACGGGCAGUACAUUAUGGAAGGACUUGCAAGCAGCUUCCUGUUCACGAUUGGUGGACUAGGUUUCAUAAUAAUGGAUCAAACCCACACUCCCGGCAAACCAAAGUUGAACAAGAUCCUGCUCAUUGCGAUGGGAUUCAUCUUCAUCCUGGUGUCUUUCUUUACCACCUGGAUUUUUAUGCGAAUGAAAUUGCCAGGCUAUCUACAGCCGUAAAGGAAAAAGCGUUAAUUGUGAAAUGCUAGAGCAUUUUUAUUGACCAAUCACAAUAAACAAAAUUCAGAAAUAAAAAGAUCUGGAAGAGUAUAUAAGGUAAAAUAUUCAUAUGCCGAUU